AUGUCCAGCACCAGGCCUGACCUCAAGUUCACGGACACCGUGGAUGAAAGACUGUACUACCGCAAGUAUGCCAGCUUGCCCCCUAAAGAUGCCUCCACCAUCCGUAUCAUCGACCACAACAACAAGGACUACUUCACAGUGUUGGACCAGGAUGCAGACCUCAUAGCCGACUCCAUCUACAAGACGCAGUCGGUGAUUAAGUACAACAACUCCAACAAGAACAGAUACGUGACUAUCUCGCCUCAAGUGUUCACCAACAACGUGUUGCGGUUCUGCAUCAUCGAGAGACACUUGAAGGUGGAGGUCUACAGCAACAAGACGUUCGAGCUCAUUUGCGUGGGAACGCCAGGCAACCUAGAGAGCCUAGCCAACGAAUAUGGAGUCAAUUUGGAGGGCAUGUUCCAGGACUGCUCAAACCCCAUUGUGGGAGCCAUCAAGUUCCAACAGGCAGGGGCCGCCAAGAAGAUCGGGGUGUGCUUUGUGGAUAACUCGGACUCGCGCAUCCAUAUGUCGGAGUUCGAUGACAACGACUUGUUCUCGAACCUCGAGAGCUUGAUCUUGCAGGUAGGGGUCAAGGAGAUCGUGCUACCCUCCAACUACCAACCAGGGCAGACCGACAACGAGGUCACCAAGUUGUACCAAGUAUUGGACAAGAUCGGGGGCAUCGUGGUCAGCACGGUCAAGUCAUCGUUCUUCUCCAGUAAGGACAUUGAGCAGGACCUAGCUAAGAUCGUGGUUUCUGACACCCACAAAGAAGGAGAGGAGACCAACAUUGAGUUAAUCUUAGCCUCCAAGGGCAUCAGCUCUGCAGACCACGUCUUAUCCUUGUCUUGUUGCAAUGCACUCAUAAACUACUUGGAAUUGUUGGGCAGCGAGGUUUCCAGCUCCUUCACAAUUGAUCAAUACAAUUUGACUUCGUUCAUGAAGCUAGACUCUUCUACAAUGAAGGCCUUGAAUAUAUUCCCAGCCUCGUCCGCGCCAUCAGCUGCCAUGUCGUCUUACUCCACCACUUCCACUGUCAGCUCAAUUUUCGAGCUUUUGAACAAAUGCAAGACCACUGCAGGCUCUAGAUUGUUAUCACAGUGGUUGAAACAGCCCUUGACUAAUUUGACUAAGAUCGAGGAAAGACAACAGUUGGUUCAUCACUUGAUUGAGGAUACAAACUUGAGAAUUUAUGUCUCCCAAGACUGGUUGCCACAAGUUCCAGAUAUCAAGAGGUUGACCAAGAAGAUAUCCAACGGGCUCAACAAAUCCGUGUCAAAUGAGAACAAGAAGUUAGAGGAUGUAAUUAGAUUGUACCAAUUGGUUCUUGUCAUUCCUAACUUGGUGGAAAUGUUAAAAAUGACUGCAGAAGAAUUGAAAGAGACCAACACGGACGAGAGUACUCAAAUUGCUCAACUAGUGGAACAGUAUUGGCUCAAUCCUAUUACCAACAAUUAUACUUCGCUUUUGAAAUUCAAGGAGCUUAUUGAAACUACAAUUGACUUAUCACCAUUGGAAUCCACUUCCACCCAUGAUCUUCUCAAUACCGAUUUCAAUAUUAAACCCGAAUUCGACGAAUCGUUAAUCGAAAUCAAUGAUAAGUUACAAGGAACAUUGGCUGAGAUCAAAAAUCUCCAUAACGAAGUUGCAGACGAUCUCAACAUUGAUUUGGAUAAGAAGUUGAAACUUGAAAAACAUGUACAACACGGAUGGUGUUUCAGAGUCACGAGAAAUGAUUCCGUAGUGUUGAGAAACACUGGUAAUAAAUACAAGCAACUACAGACUGUGAAAGCAGGUGUGUUUUUCACUACUACCCAGUUGUCCUCCUUAUCAGAAGCAUAUUUGGAAGCAUCAGCCGAAUACAAUCAGAAGCAACGUGAAUUGAUAAAGGAAAUUUUGUCUAUCACCUUAACAUACAAUCAAGUAUUCUUGAACCUUUCUUUAUCAAUUGCAAACUUGGAUGUAUUGAACAGUUUCGCCAAUGUUGCCAUUUUUGCUCCUACCCCCUUUGCAAGACCAAAGUUACAUCCAUUGGCUCUGAGUAAUGACAGUCCAGAGUUUGCUAACAGAAGAAUCCAACUUGAGCAAUCUAGACACCCAAUUCUUGAAGUUCAAGACGAUAUCAACUUCAUAGCUAAUGAUGUCCAUCUCUCCAACGCACCCGAAGACAAAGGCAAAGCUUUUGCAAUCAUUACCGGUCCAAAUAUGGGAGGAAAGUCUACCUAUAUUAGACAAAUUGGUGUUAUUUCUUUAAUGGGUCAAGUUGGUUCAUUUAUUCCUGUCAGCGAAGAAAAUGCCACUCCAGAACUCCCUAUUUUUGAUGCAAUCUUAUCUAGAAUUGGGGCUGGAGAUUCCCAACUAAAGGGCUUGUCCACCUUUAUGAUUGAGAUGUUGGAAACAUCGUCAAUCUUGGCAACUCUGACUCACAACUCAUUAAUUAUCAUCGAUGAAUUGGGUAGAGGUACAUCAACAUAUGAUGGUUUUGGUUUGGCAUGGUCAAUUCUGGAACAUUUGAUCACUCAAAAGAACUGCUUCACUUUAUUUGCAACCCAUUUCCAUGAGCUCACCGAGUUAUCGUCCAAGUAUUCCGAUAAAGUAGAAAACCUUCAUGUUGUGGCCCAUGUUGAGAAGGAAAGCGAUUCUAAGGAGGAUGACAUUACAUUGAUGUACAAAGUUGAACCCGGUAUUUCGGAUAAGUCAUUCGGAAUUCAUGUUGCUGAGCUAGUCAAUUUUCCAUCUAAGAUCAUCAACAUGGCAAAAAGGAAAGCAUCCGAGCUUCAAAGCUCCAACUUGAAUGAAGAAGAUAAAUUCAUUCAAAAUAAGAAAACGAAAUGUUCUCAAGAAGAAAUCAAUGAGGGCGUUGGCCACUUGAAGAGCAUUUUGAAGAAAUGGAGAACAGAGUGUUAUGAUGAGAACACAAGGACACUUAAGCUUGAUAGUGCAGGUUGCGUCGAAAAGUUGAAGAGCAUGGUUGAAAGUGACUUCAAAGACUUGAUCAAGGAAGACAAGUUGAUCAACGAAGUAAUGACCAUGUUGUAA
Messenger RNA from Suhomyces tanzawaensis NRRL Y-17324, 3021 nucleotides. RefSeq names its product mismatch repair ATPase (gene MSH2). Gene Ontology annotation, molecular function: mismatched DNA binding; ATP binding; ATP-dependent DNA damage sensor activity. The record is from RefSeq and is a predicted model, not a curated record. NCBI's taxonomy places the organism in Eukaryota, Fungi, Ascomycota, Pichiomycetes, Serinales, Debaryomycetaceae. Gene Ontology annotation, biological process: mitotic recombination; mismatch repair. Gene Ontology annotation, cellular component: MutSalpha complex; nucleus. The coding region runs from base 1 to 3021 and encodes 1006 amino acids. The transcript has a single exon.